Eriocheir sinensis (Chinese mitten crab) is the source of this 2862-nucleotide messenger RNA. Its product is annotated as protein delta homolog 2-like. The record is from RefSeq and is a predicted model, not a curated record. The coding region runs from base 13 to 2460 and encodes 815 amino acids. Gene Ontology annotation, biological process: Notch signaling pathway; multicellular organism development. The transcript has 9 exons. NCBI's taxonomy places the organism in Eukaryota, Metazoa, Arthropoda, Malacostraca, Decapoda, Varunidae. Gene Ontology annotation, cellular component: membrane.
GUGUGUGUGACCAUGAUGGAGGACGGAAAGUGGGGUAGGCCUAUAGCAGGACCAAACCGAGACUUUUGUGGUGCUGGAGAUCGACAAGAAGCCCCAACGGCGUUCAUAGAGGCCGAGGUAACACCAAAAAGAGCAGCAACAAGAACAAGAACGGCUCGAUGUGGGUUCUUCAGCGUGACACGGAGACGACAUUGCACUCAUCUACGUUUCCUUCUUUCUUUGGUUGUAUGCUGGUGUGCCGGUUAUGUGGCGGCGGCGACGACAGGUGACAGCGGGGCGGCGGCGGCGGUGGCGGGGAAGUUACACCUGAGAGUUUCCAGCUUCAGCAACCUGGGGGGGCAGGUGGCGGGGGGCGGCUGCUGCCUCCACCCUGGGCGACCCCCCGCCUGCACCGCCCUCUGCCGCACUUUCUUCAGAGUGUGCAUCACCCACGCGCCCCGCUCUGACAGUGCCGUGGCGGAGGUGACGCGGGGCCGGGAAGGGAUGCUGAGGCCUUGUCCCUUGGGCCUGUUGGUGACGCACGUGGUAGCCAAUGGGAGUCUCACGCCGGGGGACGACGGCGUGCUGGACAUGACUUUCCCCUUCACAGAGCCGUGGCCGGUAGACUUCAGGCUCAUUCUGGAGGCCUGGCAUGACGUCACCGGCAGGCUCUUUCAGACACCGCGGCGGCCGGGGAAGCAAGAUGCUGGCGGUCAACUAAUCGCCCGACACACCGCCAACCACCGUCAGGAAGGAGGCCGCCCAUGGUCCUUCCACGCCCACGGCAACGCUCACACCAAGCUGCAUUAUGCCAUUAGAGUCACAUGUGCUGCCUCUUGUCAUGGCCCCGACUGCACGGAGGCGUGUGGGUCUGGCGUGGAGGGGCGGCGCUGCAACACCACCGGCGUGUGUGUGGACGCCUGCAGUGAGGAGCCAUGCGUGCCGCCCGACGACUGUUCCUGUCCCGAGGGAUGGACCGGCGCUCUCUGCGAUGCUCCUGUCUGUGCCCCCGGCUGUAGCACUGACCACGGCUACUGCGGCACCCCGGGAGAGUGCAGGUGUGAGGUGGGGUGGUGGGGUGAGCGGUGUGACCUAUGCUUCCCCUACCCCGGCUGCCAGCAUGGGACGUGUGAGCAGCCAUGGCAGUGCCUGUGUGAGCUUGGCUGGACCGGAGACUUGUGUGACACCCGGGAGGCCACAGAGACAAGCAAUGAAGCGAAAAACGUCACCGAAACGACACAUGAAGAGACGUGCAAAUGUCACAACGGCGGCACCUGUGUGGAGGCCGCGCCGCCGCUGAACUACACAUGCUCCUGCCCCGCCAUCUUCACUGGGCGGCACUGUGAUUACCUGGCACGGCCCGCCACUGCCCGCGCGGCCACGGCCAGGAGCAGAGCGUCGCCCACACCGGAAGAAGUGCAGGAAGAGGAGGAACAAGUGGAAGAGGAGGACCCGAAAGCUAUCCGGCGCCGCCUGCUGCAAAAAUACGCUCGCAUUUCCUUCAGGCCUGUCAAGUCUGCGUCAGGAGCUGGGAGCGAGGCGGGGCGAGUCACCCCAACGCCCUACGUGGCGGGCGACCGGAAGCUGCUGCCGCUGCCCGUGGUGCUGCCCCGCGCCACUGAUGCACUACCGCCCGCCACAGCGCCAACAGCUCUUCGCAAGCAGAAAUCUGCCGCAAAGCAACAGUCCGCCGACGCCCACCCAGCCGCCGGCGCGCAAGAGUCCUCCAGCAAAAACCUCAUUUCCAGUCACGUCACCGCCCGCCCCCGCCUGGUGCAGGUCCUCAAUUCCCAGCGGCGGCCCAUCCUGGUGAGCCUGCCCGCCGCGGCACACACCACGACGCCCCCCGCGCCAGCCCCAGCGUCAGGCCCCACGUCCUCCACCCCUCCGCCCCCUGACAGGUCCUUCAACACUUUCUCCUUCCCCACCCUCGGCACCAGGAGACCCUCUGCCCCUGAGCCUCGCGGCCCCAUCAACCUUUACCCACGAAAGCUAACUACGUCUCCUCCGCCGACCAAGUCCCCUGCUGACACCACAACCACUACCACCACAACCACCACCUUGCGCCCCUGGCCCAAGGUAAAGGUAACCCUGUGGCCCCCCGCGAGGCGGCUGGGAGCCUUCACCAGACACCCGGUGCAGGGGCCGCCCCUCAGAGCCGAGGUGGGUGGCAGGGGCCUGGCGGGGCUGAUCCAGGCCGCUGCGGCAGAGCGGCACGAGGCCGCGGGGACGGAAAGGCUAGAAACUCUCAGCCCAUUGUCGAGCGAGGCCGCCCCCCAGCGCGCUCUGCGGCACCGGCUCGGCCCCGUGGAGGCAUUUCCUGGCUUCGAGGGCGCCACACCCUCCACCAGCAGGGAGGGCGCCGCAACAUACUACGAGCAGAACGGGAACGGCCGUGUCCAUAUCGGAGACGUGAGUCGAGUAGACUCUGCCCCGACGCAGGAGAUCAUGGACGCUUUUAUCGAGCUCAAGAAGGUGUGAUAGCCCCGCUGCAGGUCAGUCAGUCAAGCAGAAGCCUCCGCUGUGUCCUGUUGUAGCAGUGUAGCUUGCAACCCCUACAUGUGUAGCUUGUUGUUGUCUAUAGUAUACUACGCUGAUGAGGACUUGGUAGUUGUAGACGGCCAGUCUCUCUUCAGUACUCUUGUACUUGUCCUUCACUCACUAACAGUGUACAGUAGAUACCUAAGGUUGAAUUGACAUUGUUUCCAACGAUAGCUUUAAAGUUUUGUUUAAAACGAUUGAUAUUAAUAAAGAAAAAAAAUACCGUGUUUCCGCCCGGGAUCGAACCGGGGACCUUGCGCGUGUGAGGCGCACGUGAUAACCACUACACUACGGAAACAGCUGUGCAAGGAGGAAGUUUAUUAUGAGAAUUACAUUUUUUUU